Molecule: messenger RNA, 186 nt
Organism: Plasmopara halstedii
Lineage: Eukaryota; Oomycota; Peronosporomycetes; Peronosporales; Peronosporaceae
Exons: 2
Coding region: 1-186 (61 amino acids)
Source: RefSeq, a predicted model, not a curated record
AUGGAAGGCGUCUCUUGUGUCUUUCAUAGCAAUUUCGAUCUUCAUGAGUUAGUAUUACGACAGCCCAUCGUACGCUAUACGGGUUGUAUCAUCCGAAAUAUUGUGAGUGGACCAAGAACGGCGCUUCCUGGGGUCGGAAGUUGCCACGAGUGUUACGACGUGAAAGAGGCAAUAAUCAUUGCUUAA